AUGCCACCCCAACCUUCGGGCAAAGCGGUCAAGAAGGCCGGCAAGGCGCAAAAGCCAGCUCCGAAGAACGUCCGUGCCACGGACAAGAAGAAGAAGAAGCGCAGGAGGAAGGAGAGCUUCAGCAUCUACAUCUACAAAGUCCUGAAGCAGGUACAUCCCGACACGGGCGUUUCCAGCAAGGCCAUGUCCAUCAUGAACAGCUUCGUGAACGACAUCUUCGAGCGCAUCGCUGCCGAGUCCUCGCGCCUGGCGCACUACAACAAGCGGUCGACCACCACUAGUAGGGAGAUACAGACCGCCGUGCGCCUGCUGCUGCCCGGCGAGCUGGCCAAGCACGCCGUGUCCGAAGGUACCAAGACCGUUACCAAGUACACGAGCUCCAAGUAAGCUGCGGUUCGACCACCACCCAGAACAACCAAAGGCCCUUUUCAGGGCCACCCCAAAUGCUUUCCGCAGGGGCGGAGCGUU
Messenger RNA from Ornithodoros turicata, 468 nucleotides. RefSeq names its product histone H2B-like. Gene Ontology annotation, molecular function: protein heterodimerization activity; structural constituent of chromatin; DNA binding. NCBI's taxonomy places the organism in Eukaryota, Metazoa, Arthropoda, Arachnida, Ixodida, Argasidae. Gene Ontology annotation, cellular component: nucleosome. The transcript is spliced from 2 exons. The coding region runs from base 1 to 387 and encodes 128 amino acids. The record is from RefSeq and is a predicted model, not a curated record.